This is a messenger RNA of Uranotaenia lowii, 1623 nucleotides long. RefSeq names its product adenosylhomocysteinase (gene Ahcy). Lineage: Eukaryota; Metazoa; Arthropoda; Insecta; Diptera; Culicidae. Bases 261 to 1559 code for a protein of 432 amino acids. The record is from RefSeq and is a predicted model, not a curated record. The transcript has 3 exons. Gene Ontology annotation, cellular component: cytosol. Gene Ontology annotation, molecular function: adenosylhomocysteinase activity. Gene Ontology annotation, biological process: L-methionine cycle.
AAUGUUUGUCAAAAAAAUCGCACCACCGGCAUCUCGCAACGAAAUCGGAAAAGGCGGCGCACGUUUUUUCGGCAGAGAUAAAUCGGUUCGUCUGCCGUUCUCGUCCGUACGCAAGUUUACUGACAAAUUGUUAUCAGCCGUGUUUUCUGUUGGCCGUUUGAGUGUCGACAAUCGGAUCCUCAGCCAUUCAAACGUUUUUCAGCUUUCGAAGCGUUCGGGUUUUCAGUUUCGUUGCUCCAGUUCAAUUCAGCUCAGCCAAGAUGUCCAAACCAGCCUUUAAAGUCGCCGAUAUGAGUUUGGCCGACUUCGGUCGGAAGGAGAUCAUGCUGGCCGAAAACGAGAUGCCCGGGUUGAUGGCCUGCCGGAAGAAGUAUGGCCCCGCGAAGGUUCUCAAGGGUGCCCGCAUUGCCGGCUGUCUGCACAUGACCAUCCAAACGGCGGUGCUGAUCGAAACUCUGGUCGAACUGGGAGCUGAGGUCCAGUGGAGCAGCUGUAACAUUUUCAGCACCCAGGACCAUGCGGCCGCAGCCAUCGCCAAGGCGGGCGUUCCGGUGUACGCGUGGAAGGGCGAAACCGACGAGGAGUACCUGUGGUGCAUCCGGCAAACUCUGGUAUUUGCGGACGGGCAGCCGCUGAACAUGAUCCUGGACGAUGGCGGAGAUUUGACCAAUCUGGUGCACACCGAGUACCCGCAGUACCUGAAAGGCAUCAAGGGUAUUAGCGAGGAGACGACCACCGGGGUUCACAAUCUGUACCGGAUGCUGAAGGAGGGCAAACUGGGUGUCCCGGCGAUCAACGUGAACGAUUCGGUCACCAAGAGCAAGUUCGAUAAUCUGUACGGAUGCCGCGAGUCGUUGAUCGAUGGCAUCAAGCGUGCGACCGACGUGAUGAUUGCUGGCAAGGUUUGCGUCGUUGCCGGAUACGGUGAUGUAGGUAAGGGAUGUGCCCAAGCCUUGAAGGGCUUCGGUGGGCGAGUGCUCAUUACCGAAAUCGAUCCGAUCAAUGCUCUGCAAGCCGCGAUGGAAGGUUUUGAAGUUACAACGAUGGAGGAAGCUAGCAAGGAGGCGCAGAUAUUUGUGACCACAACUGGAUGUACCGAUAUCAUCAUGGGAGAGCACUUUUUGAACAUGAAAGAUGAUUCGGUGGUCUGUAACAUUGGACAUUUUGAUUGCGAAAUCAACGUAGCUUGGUUGGAGAAAAACGCUAAGGAGAAGGUGAACAUCAAACCUCAGGUCGAUCGGUAUCUUUUGCCAAGUGGCAAUCAUGUCAUCGUGCUGGCUGAAGGCCGUUUGGUCAAUCUUGGCUGUGCCACCGGUCAUUCCAGCUUUGUGAUGUCCAAUUCCUUCACCAAUCAAACGCUGGCCCAGAUUGAACUGUGGACCAAACCAGAAGAGUACAAGGUUGGAGUUUAUGUACUCCCCAAGAAACUGGACGAGGAAGUCGCCGCUUUACACUUGGACAAACUGGGUGUCAAACUGACAAAAUUGAGUUCGAAACAAUCGGAAUACCUGAACCUACCCGUGGAUGGUCCUUACAAGCCAGAUCACUACCGUUACUAAUAAAUUUGGCCAAGCCAAUCAAAGUUCUGCGUAAGAAAUAAAGCAUUUAAUUUUUUAUUGAAAA